Molecule: messenger RNA, 462 nt
Organism: Guillardia theta CCMP2712
Lineage: Eukaryota; Cryptophyceae; Pyrenomonadales; Geminigeraceae
Exons: 3
Coding region: 1-462 (153 amino acids)
Source: RefSeq, a predicted model, not a curated record
AUGCUGGAAGGAAGGCUGAAGAGCUGGCAGGAGCCGUCCCUCUGGGUGCUCAAGGGGUAUGCUGUCGUCACGCGCCAUGGCAGCAUAGCGUCGCAAGGGCGCGUCGUGUUGAGUCCAGAAGAGCAUGGAGUUUGCCAUCGUCUAAGGGAACCUGAUCUGAUCGGCGACCUGGUGGACGAGGAGCGUUGGGAGGGUCUGACCUGGCAUGCUCGCGUGCUCGUGCUGUCUCAACCAUGGGGACACACCAUCUUUCACUUCGUGGCUGAAUGCCUGCCCAAGAUCAUGAUAGCACGAGAGCUGCUGGGAGAUUCUGACCUCCUCCUGCAUGUCCCCCUGUCGUCCGACACUCCUCACAGUGCCGAGAGGUCGAUGCUUUCGGCGUUCUUCCUCAUCGACUCUGCUCUGGCCCCCUCCGAGUACACUCGCAGACUUACUUCGUGUCUCCGACUCGAUGUGCAAUAG